This is a messenger RNA of Cataglyphis hispanica, 2029 nucleotides long. RefSeq lists its product as uncharacterized. The coding region runs from base 603 to 1502 and encodes 299 amino acids. The transcript is spliced from 6 exons. Lineage: Eukaryota; Metazoa; Arthropoda; Insecta; Hymenoptera; Formicidae. The record is from RefSeq and is a predicted model, not a curated record.
ACUGUCGCGCGAGAAAUAGAUAUCUGUUAUUGACGCGCGUCAUCACCGUGGCACCAUUCGUUUUGGUGCUCCUCCAAUUUCAAAACUACACGAGAAAAAGUGAUAUCGCUCCUGAAAAGACCGGAUAUGAAGAGAGAGAGAAACGAGAUGAAGAUGUGCGUCUUUGACAGGACGAAAGGAGAAGCGUGAGAGCGUAGAUAUAUACGCAGAAAGAUAUAUACGCAGAGAAAGUAUUUGCGUUUCCGAUGUUGUACGGAUAAGAUCGAAGAGUUCGAUCUACGAACAUGUUUGAUUCCUCUCCUGACAGGUUGGAGAGGGAACGUUGAAUGACACGCAAAGAUUAUUGAGCUUGACAAUCUUAGGAUAGAAAAUGAAUUUAAUAAGCAUCACUAACGAAGCUCAUGAAAGACGAUGAGCAGUAUAUAUCGAAGAUUGAUACGGCGCAUUUAUCUAGGAUACAUGUGCAACAAGGCCUUGAGCCAACCUCGAAAAAACUGUAUUGAAAAAGAUGCUCGAAAAGGAUCGUGUAUAAAUCGCGCGUUGGUGCGGAAGCAUCACUGGGCAACGAUGAAUCUCUGAGCUCGCUGCACAGUGAUAUCCUGAUGCACUUCUGGAUCAACAAACCGGCGGGCAGGUACUACGGCUUCACCGGCCGCCGAUACCCCGCCACACCUGUGCCCAAAACACGUAGUCAAUGUCGGCGCGGCGGCGAGCUCAGGCAGAUGGUGACUCCGGUGCGUCGAUUUCAAGGCCUCGCAGGUAACUUCGCAGCUGGAAACGCAUCGUCAGCCGGGCCUAGUAAUAUCAAUAAUUCCUGCCGAAGCAUCGUCGCCCGAUCUACGACGACGACGCUGACAUCCGCGCGAAUCCUCAACAACGAGAAUCGUUCAUCGACAUCGCUCAGCGCCGCCCAACUCGCUCAACUGAACAACAUCCCCAACAACGUCACUGACACCAGCAACAAUCAAUUGAUUCUAUCUAAUACGACUAGUGCGAACGGCACCAACAGAAAUCUACUGGGCUUCUUCGAAUUCAGUGACGCCGAACUGGCUGGCUAUCGGUUGCGUUGCGCCGUCUGGAUCACGUUCGUCCUAGCGACGGGUUUCGUGGCGGCCGCCAAGUUCUACUUCGGUUAUAGGGGGCCAGGCUUGGAGAUACUCAUGUUUUGCGGGCUGUUGAUACUAUUGUUAUCGGCAUGUCUGUACUCGAUCUUCUGCCGGCGUCAUGAUCAAAGCCAUUAUCACCACGGCAGUCGACCGGAGCACAUUGACCGAACGGGCGCUCGCAUGCAGGAGGAUCACCUGGCCGCUCUGACAAACGCGUCUGGUAUCGGCGAGACCGUCAUCGGCAGAAUGACGACGACGACGGCGAUAAGGCAGAAUCCACCGCCGCCACCUUAUCACAUCGCUAUUCUGAUACCGCCGCUGCCACCUACGUUCUCGGACGAGGCGCCGCCGCCCAGUUACGACAAGGUAUGCGAUGAAAUCGCCGGACCAGCGUGAAAUUCAAAGACGGACUCCUUCGAAACCUUUCUUCGCGACAUUCUCGUGUCUCCGCUACUCAAGGUGACACAAAUCAAUUCUCUAGUAUUAACUUUCACAUCUGUGAUAAGAAUGACGCAAUGACGAUAACACAUCGAUAACACAACGGGAAGUCGAGAGAUUUGGAAAAAGAUACGCGCGGCUAUAUUUUUUAGUGGGCAUUAUAUGAGGGAGCGGGGGAGAGGAGAGGAGCCACGCUCCGCCACCGAAUUUACGUUUGUGGUGCAGGUAAACUGUAUUCUAAUCUUUUAUACUUCGAGAUACCGUGUGAUAUAUUUGACUUAACUUUAGCUUAGCGCGACACAAGUCGUAAACUCGAUCGAUUCAUUCGAUUUUAUCCAUUGGUUCUUCCGGUCUUAGGACUUCCUUAAAUAUGUAUAAUUAUUCUAAGAAUUCGCUUAUUCUAAGAAUCGUUAUGUUCGAUUACCUCGUUAUUUUCAUAGGAUGCGAGAGGAUUGACACUCACAUACAGCAUACACACACACACA